Adineta ricciae is the source of this 1362-nucleotide messenger RNA. NCBI's taxonomy places the organism in Eukaryota, Metazoa, Rotifera, Eurotatoria, Adinetida, Adinetidae. The record is from the annotation of a GenBank genome assembly.
AUGGAGAUAUCCAAUGUAACAGUAUGGCUUAACAUGAGGAGGAAGUAUAUUCUUGGAGGAUGCAUUGGAUUUUUGGUUUUCCUGCUCUUGUUUUCCAUCAAUCUGUCUUCUGGAGAAUUCUCGCUCAUUGAGCCUGCCGGUCGUUCUCCAUUAACUCAAGAACUUCGACCUGCAACAAAUCUGUAUUAUUGGAAUAAUCGAAAGGUUAAGACUGUGAAUUAUUCUUACUGGCCAAGAGCCUUAGAGACCAAAUAUUUGGCUUGGAAAUCUUGGCAUGGUCGUUUUAACAACGAGAGGAUCAGUUUGGAACUUGCUUUUGUUUUUGCCGCCUUGCUCAAUCGUACGUUGGUUCUUCCUCCUGUAUACGAUUAUUUCAACCUCAAGGAAUUCAUGUAUGAGAAGUUCUUUGAAAUUGAUGACAUGAGGAAGGCCAUCUCAGUCGUUACCUUCGAUGACUUUGCUGCUCAAGAAGGAAUCACCGCUGAUUAUGGAAAUAUUGCCAGCAAAGCAACUGUUUUACAUUGGCCUGAGUUCCCAAAUGCUGAAAGUAUUUUCGUUUAUCCGGAGAUCCCUAACAAAGAGAAGGAACCUGGAGAAUGGGCCAAAAUGGAAAAAUUUGCAAGAAAAAGAAGAAUGGGUAAACUCCGUGAUAUCAAGACUGAUCCUGCCAUGGUCAAUGAUCGCAUCAUUUAUUUCCCUGAUCAUCAAUUGCUCGCUCACUUCUAUGCUUACAUAUACAUUCGGGAUCCUCAACUCGACCGAUACAUGAAGAGACUCGUCAGAGAUCAUUUACAUAUUAGAGAUGAUAUUUAUGACACUGCCAAUGUUAUUCUUGAAGCAAUGCCCAAGAAGUUCUACGCCAUUCAUUUCAGACGCGGAGAUUUCCAGUACCAAGACCAAAGACAUCUUACCGGACAAACCAUCCUCAACAACCUCAAGCCAUUCUUCCCAGUUGGAAGUACUAUCUAUCUUGCAACUGAUGAAACCGACAAGGCCAUACUUCAAAAGGACUUCUUACAAUACUUUGGAGAUUACAAGAUUAUCACGUAUGGAGACUUUGAGCACCUUGUCUCAAAGUACAUCCAGCCACAUUGGGUUGGAAUCAUCGAACAAAUCAUCUGUUCUCGUGGAGAAUCUUUUGUUGGAACUAAGCUCUCUACUUACUCUGGAUACAUUACAAGAAUCCGUGGAUAUUCUCCUGAUAUUGUUGACAAAGCAAUUUACUUUACUGAUACCAAGUAUCCUGAUGGAUACAAGGAUGAGAACUUAUUCUCGAAAAACUGGCCAAGAUGGGGAGAUUACUGGCUUGAACAUGGAUUAUGGGCUCGUGAGUUCCAAGAGUCAUGGGAAAUCGAUGGAUAA